This is a messenger RNA of Dendronephthya gigantea, 3762 nucleotides long. RefSeq lists its product as uncharacterized. Bases 23 to 3673 code for a protein of 1216 amino acids. Gene Ontology annotation, cellular component: membrane. The transcript is spliced from 17 exons. Gene Ontology annotation, molecular function: protein binding; carbohydrate binding. The record is from RefSeq and is a predicted model, not a curated record. NCBI's taxonomy places the organism in Eukaryota, Metazoa, Cnidaria, Anthozoa, Malacalcyonacea, Nephtheidae.
AGUUAGAGAGACAAUUGUCAAAAUGUCGUGGUUAUUUUAUCGAUGGCUGCUUUUCUUUUAUAUAUCAGUAAUAACGAUUCAAGAUUCCUGGGAAUUUUUUCUCAGGCAGACUGAAACCUCAGAGUGUAUUGCACCUGAAGAUAGUUAUUUUGGGAGAGGUGAUCAUUCGAAACGUUAUUGGGCUAGAAUGGUUGACAACUGCUUGAAGAGUAGUGCACAGUUCCGUUAUAUUGACAAGACAGAAGUGAUACACAAUAUCGACAAGAGAGGUUCGCUUAUAUGUAUACCAAAGGAUAGAACAUAUCGUUACAAUCUGCUCGUUUAUGAUGGCGUUAAACCUGCCGCAAUAACAUUUGAAAAGGAUAAAGAUCAUAGUAUUAAACAAAAAGUGUCAGGAUCUCUCUUUUUUUACGAAAGAAAGUAUUGUGUUCGGUCUAAUGGUCUAGGCGCUAGCGUGACAGUAGUAACGGAAGCUAAUUGCAAAAACGCAAGAACUUUCACAUUUGGUUCAGUGACCCAGUUCGGUGACAAAAUGAAAGAUGUUCAUUGUUCUUCAAAACAACGUAUGGUGAUCCACAAAGCUCAUUAUGGUGAUUUCAAUAAUAGCGGGAGCUUUAAUACCAAUGCAACUGUUGAUAUCAAAUGUAGUCAACGAGCAAGUUGUGAGGUGAAACGUCUUUGUGGUGGAAACAGAUCUUGUGAACUGAUCGUUGACAACAAUUUACUGUCAUCACAACAUUGUUCUGACACAACAAAAGAACUUUUUAUCGAGUACACUUGUGUGGAUAACUAUAUGAAGCCCAUAACAACGGCUCCCAAUAUAAAAUUAUCAAAGUCACCGAGCGAAGGUUUCAUUGAAAUAAAGGAUGGUUCCACUUGGAGAAAAGUUAAAGAGGAAAUUUGGGAUAUUAUUCGUGAAAAUUCGCUGUGUCAGCACUUAGGAUUUAAUGGGACACUGGGGAAUGUUGCUAAAACAAGGAGAAUUAAGAAAGGUCAGGAAAUUGCAAGUGGUAACCUUUGUUAUGAUGCACCUCUGAACAACAGUGUCCAUUUUUAUCCCUUUACAACAACGUCAAGCGUUGAUGCGCCAUAUGUGACAUGCAAGAUAUGUAUGAAUCCAUUAUUACAGAACAAAACUAAUCUCCUCGACACGAUAUUUUCUGGAAGUGGUUCUGCUGACAAUACCAAGUACAAAGAAGCGAGGUUUUCUAGCGAUGGUUGGUGUCCAACAGAGUCUGGAGACAAAUAUCUUAAGAUUGAUCUUCAAAACGAAUAUCAAAUAACACGAGUUAUGGUUAUGGGUGAUAAAAAUCAAACAAAGUGGAGUGGAUCAUAUUCAUUGAAAUACAGUCAUGAUGAAAGUUUGGUAGACGGUAGUAGUGGUUUACAGAUAACAGGAAACAUGUACAGCUUUCAAGAAUCGACUACUGACGUUGAUAUUUAUAAUGUGAGAUAUAUCAAGUUACAAUCAACUGAAAACACAGACUUUUGUCUCAGAAUAGAACUCUGCGGAGAAGUGCAAUCUCUGGCUCCUGUUCAAAACGUUGUUGCUAAACCAUCAAAUUUCUCUGUUCAUCUGUCAUGGACAAUACCAUCACCUGAGGCAUCCACUUUUAUCACACAUUUCAUCAUUUACUUAAACGGUACCGAGGUCAAAAGAAUAUCGCGCGCAUAUUAUGUAAAUCAGUACAAUCUUCGAGAGCUCACACCAAACACUAAUUAUGUUGUUGGCAUAAAGACACAGGAUGGUCAACUAAAGAAUACACAGACAAUAGUUUACCACAAGUUCAAGACCAAAGAAGCUGUUCCAAGUGGAGCUCCACGGAGUGUUAUGAUUAAAUCUCGUAGUAAAAACUCGCUCGAAAUUUCUUGGAAAGCGCCUGAUAAGAUAUUUUGGAACGGUGAAUUGGUGGGAUAUCAGAUUUGUUUUUCUACAAAGGAAAAUGAUGAAAGUCCGAAGUGUUUAAACAUAAACGUUUUGUCCGCCUUAUCAUACGUUUUUUCUAAUCUUAUUCCUUCAACAAAAUACUUUGUGACAGUCUCGGCUGGUACAAAAAUUGGUUUUGGAAACAAAAGCUCAGAAAUAAGUGAAAUAACAAAUGGAGAGCCUGUGAACCCUGUUGUGAUGUCCCACUUUGAUCUUGGUUUAAGGAUACCUAAGGCAGCGCCGUAUAUAAGAGAAGUACUGAUUAUUGUUCAAAGAGCCACAAGAAGUCAAACACCAAGUGAAGACAUAAGAGCAAGUAAACUGAGACCAUACAAAUCAAACACUCAAGAUUUUUACAUCACCGCUUAUUUGAGAGCAGACGUUUUCCCUGUGUCGUUCGUGAUCGGUGAUAGCAAGGAAUACAACUAUGAAAACGUAACAUACGUUAACCAACCUCUUCAACCAAACACAAGUUACAACGUGUUCCUGAGAUUCUUUGAAAGCCAGAAUUCCUACUACUCCACAGGGUGGAGUAAAGGUGUGAAGACGAAGGUAACCCCAGGACCCAGUGGACCUCCACUGGAUGUUUCUUUAAAAUCUCGUGGUAAAUACACAUUGGAAGUAUCGUGGGAGGCUCCUGAAGAAAGUUCAAGAACUGGAGAAUUGAUUGGAUAUCAAGUUUGCUUUUAUACCAACGAGACUCCUUUAGAAUGCUUUGUGCUGAAAAACACGAAUGUGCUUGCACUUACUCUGAAAAACCUUCAGCCUUCUACGAAGUACUUUGUGACUGUCGCAGCGAACACAAAAGCUGGUUACGGAGAGAAAAGCUCGGUAGUGAGUAAGAUAACCAAUGGAGAGCCGUUGAAUCCUCUCACAACUUCCUAUUACACUCUGACGUUAAACAUCCCCAAAGCAGCAAACUAUAUUAGGCAAGUGAUGGUGAUCGUUCAAAAAGCCGCGAGCAGUUCACUACAAAGCCAAAAUAUUGAAACAAGUAAACUCAAGGCAUAUCAGGCGAACACCCAAGAUCCUUAUGUCACUGCUUAUUUAAAAACUGAUGAUCUUCCUUUGAUGUUUGUGAUUGGCGAUGGCAAAGAAUAUAAUUUUAAAACAGAAAAAUACUUCAACCAACCUUUGACAACCAAUUCGAGUUAUAUCGUGUUUUUGAGAUAUUUUGAGAGUCAGGAUUCGUACUACUCGACGGAAUGGAGCAGCAGUUUUAAAACUAUAGCAAAAGCACCUGCAGUUUGUUUGAAAAGUAACAUUUCUAAACAAUCAGCUAAAGACAAAACACACAUGGGUUUUCUUAUACCGCUGAUUAUUCUGGCUUUAUGUUUUCUGGUUUCACUUGGUGUUAUUGUGUACCAACGUCGUCUUCUUCGAAAUAAAGAUGCGAAUCAUGGAUAUGAAACCUCAAAGCAGACGAACGAAAUGAAAGAGUUUGAUUCUAGAAAAAACAAAAGAGCAAAGUAUGAUCAAAGAACUCAAAAUGAUGAGACUGUUUACGAGACUCCAGAUGAUGUUAUUGAAGAAAUUGAGCGAAACGAGGGUGCACGUUCACGUGGAACAGAAAAAGGACAAGAAUCAUCGAACUACAUGUCGUUACAAGACAAAAAAGAACCAGCAAACGUUUAUCAGGCAUUGCAACCCUCCGUCACAAACGAUAAUCAACGUCACACUAAGGAGGGUGGUCAAUCAGUGGAAUAUCAAAAUCCUGCUUUCAAUGCAGAUUUCAGUGGUGAAUAGUUAUUCGAGAAACAAAUUCUACAAAUAUUAUAAUAUAGACAUAGUCAUACAUGCAUUGGCAUUUCUUAGCAUUACAUACACAUGAAAAA